Molecule: messenger RNA, 4918 nt
Organism: Lytechinus pictus (painted urchin)
Lineage: Eukaryota; Metazoa; Echinodermata; Echinoidea; Temnopleuroida; Toxopneustidae
Product: meiosis 1 arrest protein-like
Exons: 11
Coding region: 2941-4317 (458 amino acids)
Biological process (GO): meiosis I; male meiosis chromosome separation; spermatogenesis
Source: RefSeq, a predicted model, not a curated record
UUGGGGGCAUGCAAGACCCCCCCCCCCCCCACCCCCCUAACACUUUAACAGCACCACUCUUUGUUAUGUCACUGUCUAAAAUUGGAUUUCAACUUUGAAUUUCUAAUCCAAAGGGAUAAGACAAAAAUAUUUGCAGAUUUCUUAUUUCAAAGUAUUUUUACCUAACUCCCUAACUCUGCUCUAGCUGCACUGCACGUUGCCCAACGGCCUUCCACCAAAGGGCCAGGCCGACUCGCCCCGUGAGCAAGUGACCGCGUUCGCGUAAGUUCACCCGAAGCCACGACUAAAUUCUGACCAUAAACAUCACCUAACUAAUCACUCUCUGACAAUAUUUCAAAGUAUCUUUUAUGACAGUCGAUCCUUUGGGCCAUUAAACGAUAAUAUUUCCAAUGUUAUCAUGACAAACAAUUUUAAUGAGAUAGUGGCAUUGUAGAAAAAACAAAUUUAUAAGCACGAAAUGGCACCAGAUAUAUCAUCAAACAUACAGCGCAGCGUUCGGGACUGGUGAGUGGUACGGCUCGCUUGGAGUUUUCGCCCCGACGAAUUCGGCGAAAACGUUACCAUUGCGCCGUGCGAAUGUUCAAUCUACGGCUCUCAAUCAGAGACUUGAAUGUCUCUUUUCGCAUUAUCGAAAAUGUAUCAUACACUUUGUUUGGUUUGUUUACAAGUAAGUUGCAAAUCCGUCGUGAUAAUUAGGAAAAUCCACAAUGUCUUCUUCUAAUUCUGUAAAAAUUACGUCUUCAAUGUACCUGUGUCAGAAAAUUGCCGAAAAUCGUAAAAACUUGCCUAAAAUUUCUCUUUUUGAAAGUUCAUCCAUGGUCUGGAAAAAAAUGUUAUAACUUAUGUAGACAUAUACCGUGAACAAAUGCAUCCUCGAUCACUAAAAUGAAGUAUUUGCUAAGAUUUUUUAUCUCAGGCCGCGUUACCAUGGCAACUUUGAAAAAUCCUUAUUUUUUAAGAAUAAAAUUCUGGUUUUAAGGGUCAUUUUAGAGACAUAAAACUUACCCUAUUUUGAAGUAUUGGGUUUAAAUUUCACAUAAAACUGAAUUAUCUAUGUUUAUACUUUCGUAUAUGAAUAUUCAUAUUUCUUGUAGAAUCUUAGUUUUUGAUUGGUCAAUGUUUCAGUCACGGCUAAUGACUGAGUGUAAAAAAAUCUGAAAAUGCGCAUUUUAUCGGCAACCAACAAGCAAGAUGGCGGAACACAUUAAGUUGGCGCUAUGCACGUACGUGGGGCCAGCGCAGCCUAGGCGCCUAGGGCCUUUAUGGCCGGCCGUCGCCGCACCGACCGCGCGGUCUCAGGAUUCAUUAAUUUUGGGGGAAAAUAUAAUUUGGGGGAGAUUUUUGUUGAUCAUGGAGAAACAAAGUAACUUAUCAAGAGCUGCAUUCGCCAGGCAACCAGGUAAAAAUCUGCUCUCAUAUUAAGAUCAUAUUGAUUCAAAUUUUUUUCAUUUUAACGUGAAAUUGGGAUUGAUAAAAAAAAAAGAUAGUGAGUGACUGUGUCUGAGACUGAGUGAGAGAUGCGGACCGCAUUGCUCGGGUUCUCAUAACCCAGAGGCAGAGAGCUCCGGCCCGCGGGCAGGAGCUCUAUGGGUUAGGGUUCUCAGCGCUAGCUCGGGCCUCGGCUGGCCUGAAAGAAGGGCGCCUGUGCUGGCCAACCGUCCAGCGGUAGUAACGCGGGCCUAAAACAAGUUAACUAAGUUAGACCUAACGUUACUCAUUCAGACUACCGUGCAGCGCUGUUCGGGCCAGACUAAGUCACUCUUUAGUCCACAUUAUUAAGGUUUAACGACGUUAGACCUGCACUGCCACUGGACGUGUCAUCUAACUUAGAUGUGGAAUCACUGAAAAUAUGGUACCAAACUGUGAUGUAGCAUGAAUAUUAAAUGUGGAGCAAAUGCCAAAAAAGUCUGGUGGUUUUCCUUUUCAAGUUCUCUUUUCUCCCAAAUCCCAAUUAGAAUUAGAAUUAAAUUAACGUUAGACACUGAACUUCUGAAGAUGGUCUAACGUUACAAUUAGGUUAGACCUGCAUGCCAUUAGUCUUGAUUAGACAUAUCAUAAUUAGAUGUGGAAUCACUAAAAAGGUUGAUCUGAUUGAUGUAAUGUCAUGUCAUAGAUAAUUAUAUCUAGUACAUACUACAUGUAUGACGUAGAUCGAUUGAAAAAAUUCAAAACUUAUUACUUAAGUGGGACAAAAUUCUUAGUAUCUUACUUGUGAUUUAAUGAACGCUAGCCUAGAUCGAGGUGAGAGAUCUACAUGGUUUGUUGUAACGGGGUGAUGAUCUUGGCUGCAGGAUUAAACUGCAGAUAAUCCCUUUUUUGCAGUCCUUUACUUCUUUACAUGGGGGUCUUGACUGACUGAGCACUGGGUCUUUACAGCCUGUGCUGAGCUGUCAGAUUAUGACUCGAUAAACGUUUCCAUACCCAUUCUUAUCAACGGUCUAUAUCAUGAAUGUUUGUAUGUUAGAAUAUUAUGGUUAUAUGAAUGUGUAUUUUCUUAUUAAUAGCUGACAAAGUAUGUAAUGAUAAUAAUACUCAUAAUGAUGAUGGCAUUGACAAUCAUGGUGAUGAUGAUAACAGUUUUAUGAUAAAAAUGACGAUGAUGUUAAUAAUAAUCGAAAUAAUGAUAAUGAUAACAAGAACAAUAUCAAUAGCUAACAAUAAUAAUUAGAAUUGCACUUGAUAUAAAUAAUAUUGAUAAUUAAUGAUGAUCAAAACAACAAUAGUAAUUUAUGAUGAUGGUGAAAAUAGCAGAAAUGGUUAUCAUCUUAAUGAUAAACUUGUUUAAUGAUAUCAGUAGUAUUGUGAAAAAAAAUUGUCACCACUAUCUACUUUGUAUCAAUAGCCCGGAUACUGUUGGUUGAUUUCUCCCAACCAUUCUCUGCUGAGAUCUGCUAUGACCUCCACCAAGCCCUGGAACAUACCCUAGCCCUGGCCUGUAAUAUGUCUGGACCCGCUAGGAUUCCAUUCUUUGGACUGUUCGCUCUUGGUGCUCACUCAGAGAACCUAUUUCCACUGCAGCAUGUUAAAGGGAACUUCUCAAGGCUCCAGAAUGCUCUUCAUGAGUUAAAAACCUUUGCCAUCUCACAGGACAGCAACCUCCCACAAGCCUUACAGGAUUCUGUCACGCAAUUCAAGCGUCAGUCACAGACUUUGAGACAGACAACAAGUUUUAGUUGUCAGUUGGAAGUCAUCAUCAUAACCUGCAAGCAAGGAGGAGAAGUCUCCAAACAGCUCGAUCAAAUACUCACUGAAAUGGACCUGGAGAGUCUUAGGAAGAUUCUUGUUGUGAGUCUGACUAGUUCUAGUCAUGACAGUCCAAUCAAUUCUAGUGCAUCAUCUGACAACCUCACCGGCAUACUGGAUGUGACAACUAUCGAACCAGGAGAGCUAAGUUUCCAGUCAUUUUUCACCGGCUGGUUUCACAAUUGUGGAACUGACAGAGAACAGCUACAUCUCUUGUUUCCAAACGGAGUAAUGUCCUCAGACAAGCUGGUGCUCAAGUGUGACUUACAAGAGAGAUUUAUUGACCCUGCAUUACUACCCUUCAACGCACAGUUUCAGGUGAUUAUGAGUGGUCCACCAACAAAAACAUCUACAUCAUCCAUGCAAGGAUCUACAGUAACACAAACCACCCCAGUCAGCAGACUACGGGUUAUGCAGAUGGUUAAACUCCAGGGAAUAUGCGAUUCACUGAUGUUUGGUCAGCCGAUGAUUGCACGGCCGACAGCAUGCUGGAAGCUAGAUUGGGAAGAACUAGAUUCAAAUCAACAGAACUUCCAUGCCCUUUGCCAUCACCUACAUCACAGGGAGAUGUGUCUUGUUACAAGACUUGAGCCCAGUGAACUCCCAACAUACCCAAGCAGUUCUACUGUCCCUAAACCUAGGGGUCAUUUCAUAAUUUUGCCUUCACCAUCAACGUCGCUUCUAAUCAGACCUGUAGCAGUCAAUGAACUUAUGCUACCAGGAGACUAUCAACUACCAUCAGAAACACCAGUUUCUGAUAGUCUUCAUCUAGUUUCACAGUAUUUAGAUCAACUUGAAGUCCUGGAUAAGUACAACCCAUUAAUGAAUCACUGUAACCUAACAUCAAGUUUGGUUGGAUUGAUGACCAAGACAUCGACAAGACAGCCAAGGAAACAGAAACAAACAGCCACUGGUUCUUUUCAGCCAGCAUUUGACAGAGGAGGAAGAGGAAGAAGAAGAGGAUCGACCCGUCCUCAUCAGUUCCAACCCGCAAGUAAUCUCCUCAACCAACCACUGCAAAAGAAAUUCUGUAGCCUUCCAAUGGAGACAGAUACAUGUGAUUUUGAAUUGUAAACUAUAUGUACACCAUGCAUGGAAGAUUGUUUGAUUCAAGUGUCCCGGAAUCACCAACAAUCAUUUCUUAACUUGAAAGGAUGCAAUUAAGUAAACAAUUGGGGAAUACAUAUCUGGACAAGUAGAUACAGGUGUCCAAUCAUUCACUUCCUAAAUCUUUGAACAUGGGACUUGUUGCAUGCAUGUCUCAAUGAUUAGAAAAUGUGUAUGUUUACACACUCAAUGACUGGUGUCCUAAAGGAUGAAAUAUCCUUAAGUUUUAAUCAUUUUGUUACUACUAGCGCAAGGUUUGGUAAUCAAAUUAUUGAAUAUCUAACAAGGGUAAAUAAUGAAACUAAGGGAACAGUUUGAAUUAACUCACCAAAUCUCCACAUGGUUGUCCAAGAACUGAUGCUGAUGUAUUUGUGAAGUCUUGAAGUAUGAUAUUAACAAAAUAAUCAUCAUGCAGGAAAAAAUGUCUAUUAAUGUAUGAAAACUGGCUGGAAGAGGAUCAGUCCGUGAUGUUUCGGUGAAAUGCAACACAAAAACGUACAGUAUGUGGGAAUCCAUUUCAUAAUAAGUUGCAUCUGGAGCUACGAGGUAUGACGUCCAUAGUAUAUAC